AUGACCACAAUCCGUUCCGGAGGCACGUGCUUAUGGAACAAUGGGUCGCUGGGAGAUGCGCCAUUGUGCGCAGGUGGGGGCAGUGAUUGCCCACUUCUGUGCAUGCGCAAACGGCGAUCACGCUUCUGUGCAGGCGUGAAAGUGAUCGCUACUCCUGUGCAUGCGUGGACUGCGAUAGUCACUCCUGCGAAUGCGCGAAUGGCGGCAAACCCACCGGUUACUUCCAGGUUUGCCACGGUCGCAACUUGGAACGUCCACGAGUGGAGGUGGUUGUAAGUAGAGGUUCUACUGUAUAGAAUUAAAUUGGUACAAAUUUACAUUUCCUUCUGAUGAACAUUCAAAAACCGAAUGGGAUACUGUGAAGUUGCAGCCAAUAGAGUUCCCUUUUUAAAAAGCCUUGGGGUAAUAAGAACAAUUAAUGAAUGCACUUACAGAGAUAAAUGCAUGAACAACUAUAUCAGACUAUCUUAAUGCAUCACAAACUAGUAGCCAGAACUUCUGUAGUCAAGGGGACUAAGGCGGGAGAUCAUUGCAGAAUAGUUGGAACAUAGCAUAUAGGUAACCUAAUGUGUUUAAAGUUACCUGAAGGGCAAUACUGUGCAUAACUACCAAGAAGCGAGGGAAGUCACAAGUAAGAGGUUUCCAGAUUUAUGUUUUGUAAUGAAAGCUGAACAUUCAGUGAGAGGAGAUACUGCAUUCCUGAAAGAGUCACCCCCUAUAGCUGUUAUGGAAAAAUACCCUUGAAGAAGAGAGCUGGAAGGAUCCAGUUAUGUCUAAUAUUUACUCUAACUUCUGUUACCUAACUGUGUUUUGUCAUUGUUAUUUUCAGAAGAAUAAAGACCUCUCAACACCACUGGUAGAUAUUCCAGAAAAACAAAACCCGGUAAGAAAGUAAAAAUGUUCUUGAUUUUUUUUGGAAAAAAAUUCUUUGAAAAAUUUGUGGGGAAAAAUUCAAACUAAGUAUUAGCAUGCCAGAUAAAAUCAUAGAAUGGUAGAGUUGGAAGAGACCACAAGGGUCAUCUAGUCCAACCCCCUGCAAUGCAGGAAUCUUUUGCCCAAUGUGGGACUCCAACCCCUGACCCUGAGAUAAAGAGCCUUGUGCUCUUCCGAUUGAGCUAUCCUCUGAUAUAUUGGUAUUUCUGGGAGAAGUACUUGUAUGUGGCGUGCAGGGCCUGCCCACCCAAGAGGCCAGGUGAGACAGCCAGGUGAGACAGCAGCAGGAUCCACAGAAGCAGUAGGUCUGGAUGUAGAUCUUUCUUCCUCUCUUGUUCCUGACAUAGAUCUUCACUCACCCCUUCUUCCCUGGUGAGGAGGCUGACACCAUUUUGCACUUCGCCUCAGGUGCCAAAAUGUCUUGGGCCAGCCCUUGUUGAAUGUACCAGUGCUAUUUUUCUACUUUUUAAAACAAAGAGGUUCUGGAACUCCUCACCAUGAAUGUCUCCCUCGUUCUCUUAGAAUGGCAAUGGCACCCACCUGAGAGGUGCUGGAACUGAGUUCCAGCUGAAAAAAAAGCCCUGCAUAGUACUGUGGCAUUUCGAUGCCCUGAAAUAACAGUAAUUCAUUAUUUUUGAAAUAGGGUUGUUCUGAGAUAGUAAACUGUCUCUGAAAAUAAUUGAUGUUGAGCUGAGACACGUUCCAGCUAAAGUUAAGUCAUACUAAUAUCAUUGUAAAUUAGUUGUGUGUUGAGGUCCCCAAGCCACCCCACAAAUAACACACAAUUGACACAUAAUUUUUGUUUAAGGUUUUUGGCGUAAUUUUGGCCACAACUUUAUUAAAAUACAAGAAACGUGUGUGGUUGCUUAGGCAUUGGUUGUGACUAUCUGACCCUGCAUGGGGACAGACUGGCAUUUGCACACACGCAAAGUCAGAAAGGGAAAACAUUUUGGGGGAGAAAGAUGGAGUUGGGUACCAUGCCCUCACCUCUCUCCAAAUGCUCCCAGGGGCUCUUGUGUGGUCCUAACCCCUUGACAGGGGUUCAGACAAAAGCAUGGCAAGUCCCGGGAUUCCUUUAAUGGAAUACCCUUGCAGCAGCAGCAUUUGGAGGGGCAGGCACAGCCAAUCCAUACCCCUCCACCAACCAAUUCAUAAAACCAACGCCUAACCGCAACCUUACAAGUUGUGACGAUUUGCUACGCAGUAGGCAAAAACCAAAUGGCACCAGCCAAUCAGCCAAAUGGACAAAAUUCCUACUGGGCCCCUGCCCCAAAAGCAGGUGACCCCAUGACAGGCAUAGCAAGGUCGAACGAACAACCCUAAAAUUAGGGAGGGUGGGCGGGUGAUCCAGUGCGCGUAGUGAAAAGAGGAAGCUCAACGCUGCACACAGAGCAUAUAAAGGCUAUGGCUGUCAAUCACAAAAUGGCAACAUAUAAAUCCCCCCAGCAACAAGCAGAACUCAAUCAUAAUGGUGGCCAACCCUCUUUUCCCACCCAGCAACAGUGGGUGUCUUGUUAGCCCCCACCACAACACGUGUUUUCCAUGACUGACUUUCUGGUUUCAAACCACAUGUUAUACGUUGUCCAGAGACAAUUUCUCCCACUGGUAUGUGCUGUAACAUGGGGAUGGGGAACCUUUGGCUCUCAAUAUGUUGUUGGAGUCUCCCUACCAUCAGCCUAAUCAGAAGGACCAAAUAGACAGGGGGAUGAGAGCAAGACAGGCUCCACAUCUCAAUUAAAAUAGUCACCUGAAAUCUACAAAGUGUGGAUCACUUUACAGGAAGUAUGGGAGAAGAAUUGGACUUACAUCUUUUUUUAAAUAUAUAAAAAAAUCUACAAUGCAACAGUGGGGAUAUCAUUGAUGUAUUAACAUUGAUAAGUGAAGCAGACUGCCGGUAUCAGGAUUUAAUUGGGGAUCAUGAAUGUUACUGUGCUUGAGAAUGUCACAUUGUUAAUAAGUGUCUGAUCUAAUUAUUGGGAUUUUAUAAGUCCAGAGCAUGUUGAUCUCUCAGAAUUAGCAUCUAGCGUUUUGAUAUCUAAGGGAGUGCACACUGUUUUAAGUGUUGUGCUAUAUUUGCAGCAAUUAUAUUCAAGAAUGAACACGUAGAUAAGCUCUAGGUAGUCUUUCUGCUAGUAUCUUAGAAUCUUUGUUUUGAUAUCAUGGUUGUGUCAUGACCCUGUCUUAUAUCCAAUAUAGCGCUAAGUAAUGGUCCAAUCAACACAAGGAUUUGCACCUGCAAAACAAGACCCCUUUCCCUCCAUGCCCCUCUAAAUCUGCUCUGAAGCAGGUUUGGGGAGAGCAUAGGGCAUGUUGUGGAGGAUGAGGAAGUCCCAUUAUACAAGGGUAAACCCUUAUGCUUAUGGGAUAGUUGCUUAUGACUACAUUGAAAACACAGGACAGAGUUGUUCCAUUUUGUUAUCAUGGUGAGGGUCACUUAGCUGCGGAAGUCAAGAUGAAUUCCCUCCUGUGGUCAGUGUUUGUUCAGGAUUUGCAUCUCUAAGUCAGAUAAAAUUGGGGUUCGAACAUUCUGGAGGCCUUUUAAAUCUGGAUCGGGGGAGAGGCGGAGAGAUGACUGUGAGAGGAAAUGCUAGUUGUGAAAAUUGAAGGCUCAUCUGUAGUGGUGGCACCAGAAAAAAAGAAGAAGUCUUUGUUGGCACAGAACAGGUAAAGUAUAUUUCUCCAUGGGAGAGAAAGAAAAAUAAUAGCAUAAGUUGAUGACAGAAGUUCAGAAAUGGGAGGGGAUGGGGGGGCAAGCUCCUUGUUUGGGGGGCACUGCCCUCCCUGCCUCUCAUCCGGUGCUACCUAUGAUCAUUUGGAGUUUCUCAGGUAAAAGCCCUACGGAAAUGAAUGGGUUUUGAACCAGAAGAGGCCCUGAAUUCCACAGCUAUGCUGUAGUGCUGCCAUAUUCAACAAUGGUGUGUUUAAUCUGACAGAUGACCUUAAAAUAAUCCUCUCAUUUCAGAAACAGUGUGAAAAGAAAGAUUUGAAGACAUUUAACAAUUCCAUGGAUUCUGUGCCACAGUUCCACGAAUAUCAUAAUCUUAGAAUCAGCCUUCAUGAACUUGCCAAGAGGUGGCAUUCACAGAAUGUAAGUAGAUCUGUUUCAGUUUUCUCUUAAAUACUCACAUUAGGCAUAACUCAAUGGUUAUAUGAGGGGUAGUCAAUGUGGUUGGACCGUCAGCCCCAGCCAGCAUGUCCAAUGGUCAGAGAUGAUGGGAAAUGGAGUCCAGAAACGACAGGAGGGCACUAUACUGGCUGCAUCUGAUGUAUAGAGUUGUUACUAGUUUUGGGCUUAGUGGCAGAAAUUGGUGACCCUUAGGCUGGAUCUAGACACAUCAAAGAAGCGUUUCAGUUUAAAGUAUUGUAAAUUCAAAUAGGGAAAACAGGUAGAGAAAAACUGGUCUCCACGUUGCUAUCUGGUGGCACAGUGUAUAUCACACAUACAACGCAUAUAAAUCACUUUUUCUUUACCAGCUUAGCUGAGUCCCCAGUGGAUUAUUGCUAUUUUAGCAUGACAAAUCCAGAGCCAUAGCUAUGAUCAUCCACACACAUUAUGUUGCUGCAAUUUUGAGUUAUGAAGCCUAGAUAGCUUGCUCACAAAGAGCUGUCUUAUCUGCAGUGAUGCAAAGCAGGUGUUUGCACAGAGCUGGUUAAUCCUGAGCAUAGUAAAUGGAUCAAAGCUAACUGAUUGGCUCCAUUCUAUUUAGGAGCAGUGAUGGGGCCAAAUUCAAAACUUGAAGAGUUUGAAAUCCGAGCUCCCACAGUUCCAAAAAUGUUCAACCCAAUAUGAGCUUAUACCCAGUUCAUAAUGGGAUUCAUCCCUGCCAUUAGACAACCCCCUCCUCACAAACAAAAACUCUGACACUUGGAAAGGGGGGGGGGGAGGGAACCAGUAUCAGGGAGAGUUCACUGGCCGUUUAUCUGGACUGGACUGGGGAAGCUUGACCACAGUAGUUCAGGCACCGGUGACUUCAUAACUGGGUUUUUGUAAUGUGCUUUUGCUCUGGAUCUGAAAACUGCAGUUCCUGCUGGAUGCUGUAUCGCAGCUGAGCAGGAGUGAAACCUUGCCAUCGUAGAAGACCUCUGCUCAGAGAUCUCCUCUGGUUGUUGAUUUGUUACCGGGCCAAGUUCAAGACAUUACUAUUAUUACAUAAAGGUCUUGGCACCUUAGGGCCAGCUUACUUGAGGAUUCACCUUACCCCAUACAUACCAACGCGAUUACUUUGCUCUGUGGAACUGUUCAUUUCAUGCUGGGAUGCAUGGGAUAUAUGGUGUUGCUUUCAUUGUAUGGUGUGGAUGUGACUUAGGCCUAAAUGAGCAUCACAAUGCAGUAAGACACCUGGGCAUUAAGAAGCAGAAUUAGCACCUGCAUGCAAAAAGGUGAAAGGUUGAGAGACAGUGGCUUUCCCAGUAAAGUAAAUACUCGCAGUAUAUUUAUUUCAAUUUCCAUCUUUGAAAAUAAGCCAUGCUGAAGUUAAUUUCUACUAGUUGUAAUUAAAUUUUGAUGCUCAUUCACUGACCCAUCUUCUGAGCGUGUGAUUGCCUUAUCACUGUACCCCAUCUAAAUGAACUUCUGGUUGUGGAGACCACACUCACUAAAGACUAUUAUUACUUGACGAUAAAAAUCAAUUAACAGUGAUUUUUUGAUUACAAAACAAGCAAUUAUUUAAUGUCUCUGUGUGCAUGCAUAAUAGCUAUGUUAAUCACACUCAUCAAAUGAAAUAUUUGUUGUAAGAGCAGAUAGGUAGUUGAUAUUACGGACUCCAAUUCACACCUGAUCUACAACUUUGGAACACCACAUCUUUCAACACCAGUUUUCUUUUUUUUUUUUUAAUAAAAGGAAAGUGACCUGAAUUGUAAAACUUCAAAAGGAAGCCCCAAGCAACUAUUGGAAAAUCUAAAAAUAUUUCUGAAGAGACUGCAUGACGGCAAGUGGUUGAAAACAGAAGCAAAGCAAUGA
Messenger RNA from Podarcis lilfordi (Lilford's wall lizard), 5893 nucleotides. NCBI's taxonomy places the organism in Eukaryota, Metazoa, Chordata, Lepidosauria, Squamata, Lacertidae. The record is from the annotation of a GenBank genome assembly.